This is a messenger RNA of Neurospora tetrasperma FGSC 2508, 585 nucleotides long. RefSeq lists its product as uncharacterized. Lineage: Eukaryota; Fungi; Ascomycota; Sordariomycetes; Sordariales; Sordariaceae. Bases 1 to 585 code for a protein of 194 amino acids. The record is from RefSeq and is a predicted model, not a curated record. The transcript has 4 exons.
AUGAAUAAUCCUCAACGUGGCACCCUCUACGAGUGUGGGCACUCUCUUCGGCCAGGUUCUGCUGAUAACGCGGCGGGCCCUGGUGGCGGGCCCGCACAGAGAAGAGGUCGCCGUUUCGAAUCGCCACGGCCCGUGUUGGUAAAGACUCAGAGGCACGUCGCAGAUCGCCUUGUUGAUGUGGGCAAUGUUGGAGUUAUUGAAGCUAUUGAGAGCUUGCACGACGCGCGAGGGUUGCCUGUGAGGGCAGACGGCCACGGCUACGAGGGGUUGGGGGCGGGCGUAUGUCCACUGCACGGCCUCCUAUAUAACCGUCACCAACUUCUUUUCAUUCCACGACCUCGCCGAUCCAACCUCACGCCGCCAAAGAUGUGCGUAAUCUACCACAUCUACUUCUCCCAGUGCGAUCACAAAGACGCACUAUUUGUGCCGUGCGCAGACAGGGAGCCGCGCACCAAAGACUGUCCGAAGGGUGACCCCAGGGAAGUCAGACACACCCAAGACGGUCCCUGCGAGGACUGCCACCCGCCACAGGGAGACGAGGACCCUGACGCCGUGGUGGAAAGCGAGCAGGAGGAAAAGAGAUGA